Molecule: messenger RNA, 4164 nt
Organism: Penicillium nucicola
Lineage: Eukaryota; Fungi; Ascomycota; Eurotiomycetes; Eurotiales; Aspergillaceae
Exons: 2
Coding region: 1-4164 (1387 amino acids)
Cellular component (GO): mitochondrion
Molecular function (GO): urea carboxylase activity; methylcrotonoyl-CoA carboxylase activity; metal ion binding
Source: RefSeq, a predicted model, not a curated record
AUGUCUGAUUCCCCCUGCUUUCUGGGAGCAACGGGUGUGGAGUACCAAGAGCUCUGCGUUGAGCCCCCCAGCUCUGCAAACUCGAUGCAGUUGGCUGUAGUCGGUGCUCAUCUUUCUGGAUUUCCCCUGAAUAAGGAUUUAGUCUGCCGGGGCGCUACUCUGGCCACUGCCACAACUACAGCUCCAUGCUACCAGUUAUAUGCUCUACAUACAACAGGUCCGGUUUUAAAGCCCGGCCUGAAGAGAGUGAGUGAUGGUGGCAAUUCAAUCGAAGUGGAGGUUUGGGACAUGCCGCUUGACCAGAUGGGCAGCUUCCUUAAUACGGUUGCAGCACCCCUAGGCCUUGGAUCCAUUGAGCUGCAAAAUGGCCGAUGGGUACAUGGAUUCAUUUGCGAGCCUACAGGCUUUGAAAAUGCAAAGGACGUGACUGGCUAUGGCGGAUGGAGAUCAUACAUCCAGUCUCUCGCCAUUUCGACCGCCGAAUCGUCGCGCGAUGCAUCCCCUACACCUGCAACCAGUGUCGGAGAUGUCGGCGAGAAGCGUAUCACGAAAGUUUUGAUCGCCAACCGCGGGGAAAUUGCAGUGCGUAUCAUUCAGACUCUAUGCAAAAUGGGGAUCUCUUCCGUGGCUAUUUAUUCAAGUUCCGAUGCUCGUGCGCCACACGUUAUUGCUGCGAAUGAAGCACUUCCAUUGGUUGGAAACACAGUAUCCGAAACGUAUUUGAAUGGCCAACAAAUUCUUGAAUUGGCUAUCAAAGCCGAUGCUGAUGCUGUCAUCCCUGGAUACGGCUUUUUAUCAGAGAAUGCCGUGUUUGCCGCCGCUAUCGAGGCUGCAGGUCUGGUCUGGGUUGGCCCGACCCCUGAGCAAAUGAGAGAUCUUGGGCUGAAACACCGUGCGCGUGAUAUCGCUAUUACAGCCGGUAUUCCUGUCGUCCCCGGCAGCACGGGCCUAGUAACUAGCCUUGAAGAUGCCCUGGCAGAAUCAGAGAAAAUUGGCUAUCCAGUAAUGGUGAAAAGCACCGCGGGCGGAGGCGGAAUCGGCCUUCAGCGGUGCGCUGAUAUUGAUGCGCUGCGAGAAGCAUUUGACAGUGUUCGUCGACUGGGGGAGGCGAACUUCGGCGAUGAUGGAGUUUUUAUUGAGCACUUCAUUGACCGGGCCCGACAUAUCGAAGUUCAGGUGCUGGGCGAUGGCGCAGGUCGGGUGAUUUGUGCUGGCGAGCGCGAUUGCUCACUCCAGCGUCGAAACCAGAAGGUUAUUGAAGAAUCCCCAGCUAGCUUUGUUUCAGCGAAAAUUCGAGCUGACAUGCGUCGUGCUGCUGCUUCUUUGGUUACCUCUUUGCAAUAUCGCAAUGUUGGCACCGUGGAAUUCAUCUUCGACAUCGAUACUGAAAAUUACUAUUUUUUGGAGAUGAAUACGCGUCUCCAGGUUGAGCAUCCAGUGACAGAGGCCGUGACAGACCUUGACCUUGUUGAAUGUAUGAUGCAAAUUGCUAUGAACGACUGCGGUAUUCUUUUCCCUCAGCAGAUAAAUGAGGUCCCAGUCUCCGGUGCGGCGAUUGAAGCUCGUGUAUAUGCCGAAAGCCCCCUUCAAGGAUUUCGACCUUCUCACGGAAAGCUUUUGAAUGUUGAGUUCCCAUCUAAUGCUCGCAUUGACACAUGGGUCAGUUCAGGCCAGGAAUUAUCAUCUUCUUUCGACCCAAUGAUUGCAAAGAUCAUUGCAUACGGCGAUGACCGUGCUGCGGCCCUUCGAAGUCUUUCAGAAGCCCUAACCAAGACGAUCAUCACUGGCGUAGAAACAAACCUGAAGUACCUGCAGCAAAUUGUUGCUUGGGAGCCAUUCAACUCUGGAUGCUUCACAACGGCAUCGCUGAAUGAUUUCCAAUACGAUGUUCAAGUUGCGGAGGUCAUUGAUGCUGGGUCCUCUACUGCUGUUCAAGAUUUUCCUGGUCGUCAGGGUCUCUGGCAUAUCGGUGUCCCGCCCUCUGGACCAAUGGAUUCUUACUCAUUCCGUCUUGCCAACAAAAUAAUUGGCAAUGAUGACCGUGCCGCAGGGCUUGAGUGCUCCACUCAAGGCCCGACACUUUUGUUCCACUCCCCAACCGUCGUUGCUGUCGUCGGUGCGGAUGCUCCUAUAUCCAUAGACGGCGAGAUAAAGGAGCCUGGUGUUGCGAUCAACAUUGAAGCUGGACAGAAGCUUUCCAUCGGUACAGCCACCAAUGGUUCCCGAGUUUAUCUCGCCGUUCGAGGAGGAUUCCAAGUUCCCGAGGUUCUCGGUAGCCGUUCGACAUUUGCAAUCGGUCACUUCGGAGGGCACAAUGGACGCAGCCUUCGGGCUAGCGAUCUUCUUCCUCUAAUAGCGAGAGAAGAAUCGAGAGAGGAAGUGAUUGAGAAAGCGAGCGAAGAAGCGAGUGAAAAGAAAGACCCAAUUUUUGCUUUGCCGAUACCUGAGAACCGAGAAUGGGUCGUUGGUGCGAUCCCAGGGCCACACGGUAGCCCGGGCCAUUUCACCCAAGAUGGCCUACAAGAGCUUUUCAAUGGUAAGUGGACCGUCCACUACAACAGUAAUCGGCUCGGAGUUCGCCUCACCGGACCUCGUCCAGAGUGGGCACGCAAAACAGGUGGUGAUGCUGGCCUGCAUCCCUCUAACAUUCACGACAGUCCAUACUCAAUUGGAAAUGUAAGCUUCACAGGUGAUGAAGCGGUUGUCUUGACAGCAGAUGGGCCAAGCCUGGGAGGAUUUGUUGCGUUUGCAACAGUUGCAGAGGCUGAGAUGUGGAAGUUUGGUCAGAUGAGACCAGGCGAUCGCCUCCGACUGCGUGCCAUCUCCCUCGAUAAUGCGCAGGCACUCACUCGGAACAUGGAGCACUCGAUUGCUAGUCUCAGCCCAUUGGUAUCGGAGGACUGGGAGAAUACAAGCUCUGUCACUGUUUCCAGCCCCGUCGUGAGAGAGAUCUCCGAGGCCGGCCGCUUCAUUCGUUGCUGCCAGGCAGGUGAUCGUGCCUUGCUGCUUGACUUCGGCACUGAAGAUAAUUUCAAGCUCAGACAAACAUUUCAUAUCAUGACUUUCAUCGAGAGGCACCGUGUUUCACCAAUUCCUGGCGUCGAGGAGCUGACAUCAGGGGUUCGAAGCCUUCAUAUUCGGCUGGAAGCAGGGUUCUCACUAUCGCAAGUUCUUGAUGCACUGGUCGCGCACGAGAGUUCUCUUGGGAGUGAACUCCCCUCUCGACUAUCAUCUCGCGUCGUGCACAUGCCUCUCGUUUUUGACGACGAGAGAAGUCGCAAUGCCAUUUCCCGCUAUACGUCGACUAUUCGUUCCUCGGCACCGUAUUUGCCCAGCAAUAUUGAGUUCCUGCAAAAGUUGAAUGGACUUGAUAGCCACAGUCGAGUGGAAAGCAAUCUGUAUGAAGGCGCGUUCCUCGUACUCGGUCUUGGCGAUGUGUAUCAAGGGUCUCCCUGUGCUGUACCACUGGAUCCCCGCCACCGAUUGUUCGGAACCAAGUAUAACCCUUCCCGCUCUUUCACUCCUCGUGGUGCUGUCGGUAUUGCUGGUCAAUAUCUAUGCAUCUAUGCGACUGACUCUCCGGGUGGGUAUCAGCUCGUCGGUCGGACGGUUCCAAUCUGGGAUGAGUUCCACAGGCCAGAACUGGGCGAAAAGGCGCCGUGGAUGUUUUCUCUCUUGGAUCAGAUUCGUUUCUACCCUGUCACCGAGGCAGAGCUUUCUGCAGCGGAGGCCAAUGGAACUGCCAGUGAUCUCAUUAUAAUCUCCGACAAUGAGCUGGACCUCAAUGAAUAUGAGGGGUGGCUGGAAGAGACUGAAGAAGAUAUUGCUGCUGUUCGGGAACAAAGAUCUAAGGCAAUGCAUGAAGCUGAUUUCUUCGAUGAUCUACUCACGCCGUACGACGCUGUUGCAAUGCGGCCCGGUCGAGGCUUAGAGAAUGACGAAGACAUGCUUGGAGAGCGAGUAAAGGCACUAUUGCCUGGGAGGUGCUUCCGCUGCGCUGUCAAGGAGGGAGACGAAGUGCAAGCAGGAGAUUCUCUGAUCUGGAUAGAAUCCAACAAAAUGGAGGUCAAAAUAUGUGCCCCCAUCAGUGGAAAAUGUGUGAGACUGCUGGCUGCUGAAGGAGACAUUCUUGAGCCCAGUGAUGAUGUUGUGAUUAUUCAAUAG